AUGUCGGAUUCAGUGGAUCGUGUCUUCGUCCAUGCCCUUAACACGGUGAAACGCAUUCCCCGCACGGGGACCGCUAGACCGCCGGCGUCGGAGAGAUUGAAGCUCUAUGGCUUGUAUAAGCAGAGCAUGGAAGGCGAUGUCGAAGGCGUCAUGGAUCGACCGGUCGGGAAUACUGCGGAUGUGUUUAUGGAGUGUGAGAAAUGGGACGCAUGGCACGCCCAACGAGGUCUCUCCCGCACAGAAGCCAAACGACGCUACAUCUCCACCCUCAUCGAAACCAUGCAUAACUACGCUUCCCAAACAGCCGAGGCAAGGGAACUCGUCGCCGAAUUGGAAUUCGUUUGGGAUCAGAUUAAAUCCAACCCGUCUUCGUCGUCUAUGUCCUCGUCCCAGGAACCGGGUAGUCCGGUGGCUUCUGCAGCGGUGUCGAUGCGUGAUCAUGCGAGGUUACAGCCGCAGUCUAGUAAUAGAUUGACUCGUCCGGAGUAUGAGCAGCUACUUGCCAAUACGGCUAGAGGAAGAGGGAGUGAGAGACUACGGGUGUUAAGUCCGGUUAGUCAGGCGGAGUCAGGGUUUCGGCGACAGAUGGAGGAGGAGCCAGCAGAAGAGGAGGAAGAAGAGGAAGAGGAGGAAGUGUACGCGGAAGCACAGGAUAAUCUAUUCGAGAAUGAAGAAGGAGAAGAUGAUGACGAAGAAGGACACAUGGAGGAAGAAGAGUACAACAACAAUCACGACCGUCACGAAUCGCAUGACUAUCACCAACAAGGAUACAACUUCCCCUCCCACCAGGAAGAAUACGAUCACGAUCACCACCACCAUGAUACCCUAAGUCGAAGACGACCACCCCCACCCCCCGACGACUCCAAACGCUGGCGUCGCACAGUCGAGCAGGCCUUGACGACCAUGACCGCGGAAAUCGCCGCCGUGCGAGAACAACUGGAAGCGCGAGCGUUAGCUCAUCGUCGACGAACGGGCCUGUGGGCCUGGCUGAAGUGGUUAGUUUGGGUCGCUGCACGGCAGAUCAUGGUUGAUUUGGCGCUGCUGGGUAUGCUUCUUAUUUGGAUGAGACUGCGAGGAGAUCGCAGGUUGGAGGAGAAGUUGAAGGUAGUUUCAUACUUCAGUCCAUAG
Aspergillus niger is the source of this 1128-nucleotide messenger RNA. RefSeq lists its product as uncharacterized. NCBI's taxonomy places the organism in Eukaryota, Fungi, Ascomycota, Eurotiomycetes, Eurotiales, Aspergillaceae. The record is from RefSeq and is a predicted model, not a curated record. Gene Ontology annotation, biological process: fatty acid metabolic process. Gene Ontology annotation, molecular function: fatty-acyl-CoA binding. Bases 1 to 1128 code for a protein of 375 amino acids. The transcript has 5 exons.